Molecule: messenger RNA, 1440 nt
Organism: Mollisia scopiformis
Lineage: Eukaryota; Fungi; Ascomycota; Leotiomycetes; Helotiales; Mollisiaceae
Exons: 5
Coding region: 1-1440 (479 amino acids)
Source: RefSeq, a predicted model, not a curated record
AUGCAAAACCUAAACCUUUCAGCAGAGACUAGCCUCCGGCAUGCGCUCAGCGAGAACGGCAAGGCUCCAGCGCAAGAUCUCCUAGCACAAGAGGAAGAUUUGAUCUCCACAGUCUACUCUCGCCAGUCAAAAGAUUCGUUCCAUGAUCAGAAGCUGGAGCAGCAAACCCAAGACACCAGCUCUGCAAGAAGUUCUAGCCAUGCUGGAUCAUCUGGCCCUGCCAUUCACAAUUCAGCGCCAGACGCCAACCCACCCAGUCCCAACGCAAGGGCUCCGGAGGCCGGCUUUCCAUUAUCUGACAUUACCUAUGAUGCGGCGAUUGACGAGUUUGUGCAUCAUUCUGCUUCGUCACGUUUGAUACCCUACGACCCUACUAUCCAUUCUAAGCGUUUGGUUUAUGACCCUGCCGAAUGGAUGAUAGUAGACGAGAAGCUGAGAUUCCUGCCUGAUGGAAGCUGCGUCGGCAGAAGAGCUGCCAAAGCUGCACGGGUUUUCAAGCGUGCCGAUCGAGCUCAGACAACAAAUUUGGAAAGAAGCUCUUCCAGACUCUCGAAUUAUCGUGUCAUCGAGCGAGGCGACCGCCAUAUACUUUUGCCCAUAGAUGAUGAGUCUCGAGAGGUUUUCCUGGAAAACUACAGCUUCUUGAAGCGAGCUGACGGCUUGGACUACCUGAGUGUGGGGUUACAGGAACGAUUCCAGGUCACCACAAAGAUUUGCCGCCUAGGGUGCAGUAAAAUAUUUGUAGAUAAGAAAAGAGAUACCUUCUUGAUCAAACUUCCUGUGCCACCUGGCCUCUUGAGAAUCGAUUUCAGCCAGGUAAAGUAUAUGGCCUUCCACGGACCCGACAACUUUACGCCACCAACCUUGGCGCUCGUUUCGCCCUUGACAUCUGGAUGGACUAGUCUCCAAGCUGUGGACUUCAUACUAGGGGGCAUUUACUUGGAUGACGAUAUAUGGUAUUACAAGUGCCAUCUUCUAGAGAUUGAUCAUGAUUUCAUGCACAUGGAAUGCGGAAAUGCAAGUUGGGAUCGUUAUCCACAUAUCAUUCCUCGAGCACAAAGACGCCUCCAGCUUGCAGGCUACAUGGAUCGGGCUGAUCAAACUCGAGAGACUUAUGCGAAUUUCACGCAGAGCAAUGGAGGUGUGUGGCGUGGGAUUAAGAUGAGGGUAUCUAUGAUGACGCAGAUCAUUGGUGCCGCUCACGAUCCACGGGACUACUGUUACCGUAAUUUCAUUCCACGAAACCCGAGAUACAGUGGUGUGUGCUUUUCGGCCAAGGUGGACUUCAAGACGGAUGCUCAAUUGAAUGAGAAAGAAAUUCAUCAAUUGUACAUCGAGACGUUGGACUGCGUGACGCCCUGUUCCUACGAUGGAGCUCUCUGUAUCAGGGAAACGGAUUAUUCUGGCCUGGGCGAUCUGAUGGACGGGAAAUGGAUAUGA